AUGAUGGACAUGCCCAAGCAAAGCGACGGGACUCUUGGGUUUAGGAAUGUCCAGAUCACGGACCUGGAGGAGGCUUUUGUUGUACCUCCCAACUCUCAAGGCCUCGGGAAGCGCCUCUCUGGGAACCAGUUCUGGAGGAGCCCUGAAGCGUGGGCAAGAGGAGCGCAGAAUACCUCCGCCGACAUCUUCUCAUUCGGCAUCGUUGCCAUAUAUGUCUGGCUCGACCGGAUGAUCUUUUACUCAGACGAGGCAAACAAAGCCGAGGACCCAUCAGAUAUGAUACUCAGGCGCCACGUAUCUUUUCUCAAUGACAUCGACGACUUCCAUGGUUUCAUCGAGUACCAUGGAGGAGAGAAUGACCCCUUUGUCAGCCGAUUUGGAGGGCUUCUCAUCAGUUCAAGGGUCUUAUUUUCAGGAUGA
Chaetomium globosum CBS 148.51 is the source of this 420-nucleotide messenger RNA. RefSeq lists its product as uncharacterized. NCBI's taxonomy places the organism in Eukaryota, Fungi, Ascomycota, Sordariomycetes, Sordariales, Chaetomiaceae. The coding region runs from base 1 to 420 and encodes 139 amino acids. The transcript has 2 exons. The record is from RefSeq and is a predicted model, not a curated record.